Molecule: messenger RNA, 1293 nt
Organism: Malassezia japonica
Lineage: Eukaryota; Fungi; Basidiomycota; Malasseziomycetes; Malasseziales; Malasseziaceae
Product: heme o synthase
Exons: 1
Coding region: 1-1293 (430 amino acids)
Biological process (GO): heme A biosynthetic process
Cellular component (GO): mitochondrion; membrane
Molecular function (GO): protoheme IX farnesyltransferase activity
Source: RefSeq, a predicted model, not a curated record
AUGGUGCACAGCGCCGCGUGGGUCGCGCGCGUGCCCCUGACGGCUACACGAUGUGUACGGCGUGCCGCGUUGCCCUCUGCAAGCAGUGCGUGGGCGCCGAUAUACCCCCCCGUCGUGCUUGCGCGCCGGUGGUACGCAGCGCCCAAGAGCGACGUCGACCGGAUGCAGGACAUGCCGUCCGCCCCUGCGUUCUUCGCGACGAACGCGGCGGAGCCUACGCAUAGAGCGACGGUCGCCAAGGAAGUCACGGAAAAGUACCGCCCUGCGACGGACGAUCCCCUGUGUGUGCAGGUCGUGCAGAACGACGCGGUGCCCUCGACGCUCGUCGGCGCGCCGCCGCCCGGGUUUGCGCCGCAGAAGCCGAGCACCAUCGCGCGCACGGUGCGUGUGUACCGCCAGCUCGCCAAGUCGCGCCUCACCUUUUUGGUGGUGCUGUCUGGGAUGAUGGGCUACGCACUUUGCCCUGCGGCGUACGCCACGACCACGGCCCUGCCGGCCGUCGUGCGCCUCCUUGCGCUCGCCGGCGGCAUGACGCUGUGCUCGACGAGCGCCAAUACGCUGAACCAGAUCAUCGAGGCGCCGUACGAUGCGCAGAUGGCACGCACAAAGGCGCGGCCCCUCCCCCGCCGCGCCAUUACACCCGCGCACGCUUUUGGCCUGGCGGCCGUCAGCGCGACGGCCGGCGUGUCGAUCCUCGCCGCGCUCAUCAACCCCCUGACGGCGGCGCUGGGUGCGGCCAACAUUGUGCUGUACUCGUUUAUCUACACGCCGAUGAAGCGCCUGAGCAUUGCGAAUACGUGGGUCGGCGCGCUGGUCGGCGCGCUGCCGCCGCUGAUGGGCUGGGCGUCGUGCACCGGCACGCUCGACCAGCCGACGGACGCCGCCGCGUGGGUGCUCGCCGGCAUCCUCUUUGCGUGGCAAUUUCCCCACUUUAACGCACUCUCACACGUCACCGGCAACGAGUAUGCCCGCGGCGGCUACCGCAUGAUGGCCGUGACGAAUCCCGCACUGAACCGCCGCGUGGCGAUGCGGUACGCGCUCGCGCUGAUUCCGCUAUGCUCGGUGGCGCUGCCCCUCACGCAGACGGUGCAGCCGAUGUGGUACGCGCUCCUGUCGCUCGUGCCGAACCUCACCAUGCUCUACUACACCUUCCGCUUCUGGCGCUGGCCGAGCGAAAAGACGGCGCGCGCGUGUUUCUGGUUUAGCCUGUUUCACCUGCCCGCCGUGAUGCUCCUGGCGAUGGCCUGCAAGAAGGACCUAUGGACGAAGGAGAAAACGGAGCCUGUACAGUAG